AGUACACUGCACGAAAAAUCACCAGCCGCGAAAUGGAAAUAUUUUCCAGAAGAGUUUUUGCUGAUUUUUCCAUACUUUUCAGAAUUUUCCAGGGCAAUUGACUUUCAAAAUUGAAUUUUGAGCCCCAAAUUGAGGUAUUCAAGCUGAUUUUCCAGACUGACAGUCUCUGAAGCCGCCGAAAACCCCAAUUUUCCAUGAAAGUCGCACAAUCCCCUGAAAAACUCUGAUUUUUCUAUAUUUCCACUAUCAGCCGACCUCUUAUCAAUUAUUUGUUCUCAUCGUUGGUGUCUAAUAAAUCCCCAAUUGCGGAAAUAUUGUGAUUAAUUGCGAUAAAGAGCUGGGAAAAUGGUGUUUUUCUCAUCUAGAAGGGAGCUUUUCUAAUUGGAGUAUGCGCAUUAGAUGAUGGCUAUGUGUGAGUGAAAUUGGGAUUAUAGAAUUUUGACGGACGCCAUACAUUUUCAGCGCGGUCUUCAUGGAGAGUUUUGUGGAAAAGUGCCGACUGUUUUGCUAAUUUUACCAUCAAAAAAAUCCCUCUGAGGUGCAGAAAAAGGCAGAAAGAUUGCAAGGAAGGACUUAGUGUGCCGGAAAGUGUAGUGUACCUUGGUUUUGAGCAUUUGUUCAGUUGAUUUUCAGGGUGUUUUUCUCACGCGACCCUCAUUUGUGGUUUUUGUGGUAUUUUCCCCGAGAAAAAAGGUGCAGUAGGUGAAAUAUCCAGUAGUAGUUCAUUGUGCUAAGUGCAGAGUAAAUAUUUACGAUUGUUGGAAUUAGAGGAAAUACCCGUGAGUGUCACUGCAAAGGAGAGAAAUUGAUAAGGCCAGUGAUUUUCGUCGUGCAUCAGCGAGCGCUUGGAUAAAAGAAAAACAACAGUGAGGAGGGAAGUCGAGAGAGACGCAGGAAAAACAUGGGGAAUAUUCACACAGUCGGACCAAAUGAGGCUCUCAUCGUCUCAGGUGGAUGCUGUGGAUCGACGCGAAAAAGAACGAUUGUGGGAGGAUGGGCAUGGGCCUGGUGGCUUGUGACUGAUGUCCAACGUCUGUCACUUGAGGUUAUGACACUCAAUCCAAUGUGCGAAGGCGUCGAGACGGCACAGGGUGUUCCUCUUACAGUAACAGGUGUUGCUCAGUGCAAGAUCAUGAAGAUGAUGAACGUGUAUUAUUUUCACCAUCAGGCCGACGAAUUGCUCGGGACUGCCAGUGAGCAGUUUCUGGGGAAAUCUGUCAAGGAGAUCAAGCAGACCAUCCUGCAGACCCUGGAGGGACACUUGAGAGCCAUUCUAGGAACUCUUACAGUAGAAGAAGUUUACAAAGAUCGCGACCAAUUUGCAGCAUUGGUCCGCGAAGUGGCGGCACCUGACGUUGGCCGUAUGGGCAUCGAAAUCCUUUCGUUCACCAUCAAAGAUGUUUACGACGAUGUGCAGUAUUUGCAGUCGCUGGGCAAGGCACAAACGGCCAGUGUCAAGCGUGACGCCGAUGCAGGAGUGGCUGAAGCAAACAGGGAUGCAGGAAUCCGAGAAGCAGAGUGCGAGAAGAGCGCCAUGGACGUGAAGUAUGCAACCGAUACGAAGAUUGAAGACAAUUCGAGGAUGUACAAAUUGCAGAAGGCGAAUUUUGAUCAAGAAAUCAACACUGCGAAAGCCGAAUCCCAAUUAGCCUACGAAUUGCAAGCAGCUAAAAUUAGACAGAGGAUCCGCAAUGAAGAGAUUCAAAUUGACGUGGUGGAACGACGUAAGCAGAUUGAAAUUGAAGCACAGGAAAUUCAAAGGAAGGAGAGGGAGUUGAAUGCCACUGUGAGACUUCCAGCUGAAGCUGAAAGCUACAAAGUGCAAAUGAUUGCUGAGGGUAAAAGAACUCAGACUGUUGAAGUGGCACGAGCUGAAGCGGAACGCAUUAAGAAGAUUGGUUUGGCAGAAGCGACAGCCAUUGAAUUGGUGGGAAAAGCAGAAGCUGAGAGGAUGAGAAUGAAAGCUGCUGUGUACAAACAAUAUGGAGAUGCUGCUAUCAUGAAUAUUGUCCUAGAAGCCUUGCCCAAGAUUGCUGCUGAAGUGGCCGCUCCGCUGGCCAAAACGGACGAAAUCGUGCUGAUCGGUGGAAAUGACAGUACAACGGGAGAUGUGACUCGCCUCGUGGGACAACUACCGCCGGCCAUUAAUGCUCUAACUGGUGUGGAUGUGUCCAAAGUGCUCUCGAAAAUUCCUGGAGCUAAGGCGUGAAUCUAAUUCACAAGUGUUCAUUUUUCUCCCCAAAAUCAUUUUUUGCGUUACCCAUUUAUUUUUGACCCAUAAAAUAUUUGUUGAAUUUAUUCUUUAUUUCUUUAAGUACAAAGGAAAAAAAAGAGAUAUUUCUUUUGCCAUAACGAUGCAUAUUUACUUGAUUUGUUUGAGAAUUUUUGCCUCUAUCAAAUUAAUAUGGAGGAUUUUUUUACGUUAUUCCUUUCCUUUGUUGAUUAAAUAAAUAUUUCAAUCAAUUGAUCAAUGUAGAAAUAAAUUUAAAAAAAGAAAAAACUUUAAGAAAUCCUUUCUCAGUCAAGUCAGUGUGAUUGUUACCAGAGCUUUUCAGUAGAGAAAGUAAAAAAAAACACACCAGAAGAAUAGAAGAGAAACCUAAACAAAUCAUUUCAAUUUAAACUGCCAUUUAAUUUCUAUUUUGUCAUGUAGAAAUAUUAAAAUUCUCUAAAGAAUUUACAGCAGAGGUAAGUGUAUGUGUUACAAAAGAAAUGAACAGAAAAGAACACUAACUAAUAGAUAUUAAAAAAAAAACAUUAUUGCUAAUAUUGAGGAGUAAAGAAAACAAGUUUAGCUAAGAUAGUAAAUGUAUGGACAUAAAUUGGCAAGAAUUAUUCUCUAAAUGUUUAAUGCCUUAACAAAAUGGGGGAAAAAAUAAAUAUAUAGAAAAAAGGGGAUUUAAAAAAAAAGAAA
Messenger RNA from Phlebotomus papatasi, 2914 nucleotides. RefSeq names its product flotillin-2 (gene Flo2). Gene Ontology annotation, cellular component: plasma membrane. The transcript has 8 exons. NCBI's taxonomy places the organism in Eukaryota, Metazoa, Arthropoda, Insecta, Diptera, Psychodidae. Bases 902 to 2209 code for a protein of 435 amino acids. The record is from RefSeq and is a predicted model, not a curated record. Gene Ontology annotation, biological process: protein localization to plasma membrane; regulation of myoblast differentiation.